AUGAGCAGUGCAGACAACAAUCUGGGAGGUGAUGAAUUUGAUGAACCCCCCAAGAAGGUAGCGCGUCACGAGUCUGACAGUGAAGGCCGCCAACAACGCCCCGAGAACGUGGCGGAAGUGAGUGACACCGGCAGAACCACGCUGUUUGUCCGCUCUACGCAGAUCCACAGUCGUGGGGAGUUGGUAAACGGAUUUUUACACGAGCACCGGAAGACGUUAGGCAUCCAGUCGUGGUAUGCCGCGGAGGGGGAUGCUUCUUCUUCUUCAGGUGCAGAUAACAAUCGUGACACCACCGCCGCCUUGACCCUUCGUUCAGACGCCCCUCUAGAGUGCGUCUUUGUGAAGACAUCACGGAAACCGUACUUUCUCCUCGAGGUUACGACAAGCGGUGAGGAUGUGGCGACUGCGGCGGAAGUUGCGGAGAAACUAACGGCGCUUCACAACACAACGUAUAAGGAUCAUCCUGUCCAUGUGGAGGUGGCAAAGAAUGGUCUCACAGUGGCUGCGGAGCGGAAGAAACUCGAAAUGCGAGACGCCGUGAAACGGGCGUCUGCAGCUUCCACGUCCACAUCUAAAACCAACACCACGCCGACUGGAAUCGCUGCGUCGCGGCCAUCCACGGCGACGACGGCCUUUGUGCCACGUGUUCUGCGGAAGAAGUGA
This is a messenger RNA of Trypanosoma grayi, 663 nucleotides long. RefSeq lists its product as hypothetical. The transcript has a single exon. NCBI's taxonomy places the organism in Eukaryota, Euglenozoa, Kinetoplastea, Trypanosomatida, Trypanosomatidae. The record is from RefSeq and is a predicted model, not a curated record. Bases 1 to 663 code for a protein of 220 amino acids.